CUUCAUCUUCCCAUCAAACAUUCAAAUCUUCCUCUCUUACACUCUCCACUUCCCUCACUUGUCUUCUUCUCAGUUUCAUAAUCUUCAAUUUCUUCAGUUUCAAUGGCAGAAGUCGAGGUUGUAUCACCACAGGCAGCACAUCCAGCUGAGGAAAAAGUAGAAGAAACAGUUCCUGUAGAAGCCCCAGCACCGGAAGUAGCAGCACCAGCAGUAGCAGAACUGGAAGCAGCCGCACCAGAAGUAGCCGAACCAGAAGUAGCAAAAGAAGAAGAACCAGUUGCAGAGCCGGAAGCUGAUCAACAAACUCCGGCUGAAGUACCUGUAACAGAAGAGCCAGCAGCCGUAGAAGAAGAAAAACCUGCAGAAACUCCUGAGGAAACACCUGUUGCUCCCCAAGAGACCACAGAGGAAUCUCCAAAGGAAGAGGAAGCACCGGUUGCUACAGAGUCUGUUGAGGCUCCGGCACCGGAAGCAGAACCAGAAGCCGCCCCGGCAGCGGAACCAGAAGCCGCCCCAGCACCGGAGCCAGAAGCUGCACCGGCAGUAGAACCAGAAGUGGAAGCUCCAAAGGAAGAGGUUGAAGUGAAGACUGAGUAAAGAGUGUUAAAUUUGUGUGAUUUUCAUGAAAGUUGGUCUAAUUAUUGAAUAAGAGUUAGUAUUUGCUUGAAUCAAUAAUGCCAACCGAUCACCACGUGGCAGCAGAGAUGCACAGUCAGCUUGUGCAAAUUUUAUGUGGAGGUGUAGGUGUUUUUAGUUUCAAGCAGAUCAGAUGAGUCAUUUUAAUAUUUUAUUAUGGUUGUUUUAUUUUAUAUGCUGUGUAAUAACAGUGUAUCUUAUUGGUACUUUUGUUUAAUUAUUGUAGCAAAUGAAUUUUCUAUUUAGUUUGCUUUUGUUAAA
Mercurialis annua (annual mercury) is the source of this 897-nucleotide messenger RNA. RefSeq lists its product as uncharacterized. The record is from RefSeq and is a predicted model, not a curated record. Bases 103 to 597 code for a protein of 164 amino acids. Lineage: Eukaryota; Viridiplantae; Streptophyta; Magnoliopsida; Malpighiales; Euphorbiaceae. The transcript is spliced from 2 exons.